This is a messenger RNA of Diaporthe amygdali, 1332 nucleotides long. RefSeq lists its product as uncharacterized. The coding region runs from base 1 to 1332 and encodes 443 amino acids. The record is from RefSeq and is a predicted model, not a curated record. The transcript is spliced from 4 exons. Lineage: Eukaryota; Fungi; Ascomycota; Sordariomycetes; Diaporthales; Diaporthaceae.
AUGGCCUCAGAUUCGAGUGUAUACGACCUUGUGGUGGUGGGAAGCGGCUUUGCCGGUUCCAUGACGACUCUUAAUUUUCUAGAGGAAUGCAAGCGACAGGAUAAGAAAGGGACUGUGGCACUGAUUGAGGCUGGCCAGGAUGGGGAACGCUGUGGAGCAUCCCGCUGGACGAUGGCGUACCUCCGGCUCGACAAGGACAACCACUUUGACGACAAGUGGAAAGACGAGAUGGCUCUUGUCAGCAAUGGCCUCGCGGAUCAGGACUACUGCCGCAAGAUGGAGCAAGAAGUACCGGAUACGGCGCAGUAUCUUCUCGAUCACGGAGUGAAGCUGAACCACUACGAUGAACCAAACGUGCUAUUGGAAUUCAACACCAAACAGCACUUCGUGUCGCCCGAGGGAGGCGGUCACGCUAUUAUCAAUGCCCUAUUCAGCCACAUCCGGAAAUUUGACAAUGUGAACAUCAUCUGGGAGACAAUGGCCGAAAAAUUGCUGACUACCGAGGAAGGCGAAGUAUGUGGUGUGAAAGUGAGGAGACCGGAUGGCCCCCGAACCGAGCAUCUCGAGCUCAUCGCGCCAGGACUCAAGUACAACACGGGCCGAGGGCUCCAGAUGGCCCUCGACGUAGGAGCGGCGACGGCAGGCUCCAUGAGCGGCAUGCACUGCGAACUAGUGGACGCGCGGGCGAGUAAGCCCGAUGCCGUCAUCUGGGGCCACAACUACGGUAUCGUGGUGGACAGGGAGUGCCGACGCUUCUUCGAUGAGGGCAGGCGGCACCUCUUCGCGACUUUUGAGAUGAUCGCGCUCGAGACGUGGCGUCAUCAUGACAGCAAAGCGUACUUUGUCACCGACGCGCCCAUCAUGGAGCGCUUCCGUCCCGGAUGGGUUUAUGAGACGACGGACAGGGAGCCUGAGCAGGCAGAUACCGUCGAGGAGCUGGCUGUCAAGCUAGGGCUGGAGCCGCAGAAGCUGAAGGCCACUGUGGACGAGUUUAAUGCUGCUGUGAACAGGGACAAACCAUUCGACCUAAUGGCGCUGGAUGGGAAGGCUACUACGGGUUUGUCACUGAAUAAGACGAACUGGGCGAAUCCUGUCGAGACGCCGCCAUUCUAUGGUUAUCCCCUGAAGCCGCAGCUUACGUUUACGUACGGCGGUCUCAAGUGUGAUCUUGAUUCGCGAGUGCUGGCUACGAAUGAUGCACCGAUACCUAAUUUGUAUUGUGCGGGAGAGUUGUCGGGUCUUUUCUACAACGAGUACCCUCCCGCAACCUCAGUGCUUCGGUCUCUCACAUUCGGGCGCCUUGCUGGCACAGCUGCCGCUCGGGAAUUGUAA